AUGAAAAUUAUUUUUUAUUUUAAAAGGGGCGAAUAUUUAUUAUUAUUAGCCUUUUUUCAGCGAUUUUUCGUUAGUGAUUAUGAUCCAACAAUUGAAGAUUCUUAUAUGAAACAAUGUUAUGUCGAUGAUGAUAUUUGUAAACUUGAAGUUUUGGAUACAGCAGGUCAAGAAGAGUUUAGUACAAUGCGAGAGCAAUAUCUAAGAUCCGGCAGUGGAUUUCUCCUUGUUUUUUCUGUUGUCGACCGAAAUAGUGUGGAAGAUGUUAUUCGACUUCAUAAAAUGAUAUUACGAGUGAAGGACCGCGAUGAAUUUCCUAUGUUGCUAGUUGGAAAUAAAGCAGAUCUCGAAAAUGAACGACAUGUACGUGAACAAUUAGCGAAAAGGUUACAUUUGCCGUAUGUUGAAUGUUCAGCGAAGCGUAGAAUGAAUGUUGAUGAGGCAUUUCACGAUCUGGUAAGAUUAAUAAGGUUGCAAGAACGGCAGCCAAUGGAUGGUGUUGAUACAGUUUCAUCUCGAUAUUCAAAAAAGAAAAAGAACUGUAGAAUACAAUAA
This is a messenger RNA of Dracunculus medinensis (Guinea worm), 552 nucleotides long. The record is from the annotation of a GenBank genome assembly. Lineage: Eukaryota; Metazoa; Nematoda; Chromadorea; Rhabditida; Dracunculidae.